UAUAUUCAACCGAGCGGAUCGCUGCCCCAAACUAUUAUACCAGCCAGAGGAAAGCUCUGUUUUCAUUCAGUCAGACUCUGUCUACCGAACAGGACAGUUGUACACGCACAGCGCUCUCUCUCUCUCUCUCUGCAAUAGACAAUCACUCAAGUUCUCCUCUGUGUCGUCUGUUUCGCAUGUUAUAUACCUGUACGUGGAACAGAGAGCAGUUCUACCGUAAAGUGAAACACAUUUCAAUUAAGUAUGCGAAAUUGAAAUUUCUGUUAGCAAAUUGUGGACCAUUUUUUCAAACUAGAAAACCUAUGGCUUGUUGUGUGAAAAUAGUGCGCUAGUUUUCUACCUUGUGGCAAAAGGGACUAUGAAAUUCAUCCGACAAAAGGAAGAAGAAGAAGAAGAAAGAAGACAAAGUGCCAUUUCUUCCGCUAAGUUAAUGAAGGUUGUCUCUUUCUCUCCUCUUUUUUUGUGCGUACACCUACAAGUCUUCUCGCUUCAGCAUCUUUUCAAGUGGAAUUUUCACUGAGAAGGCAGCAAAAUCAAAGGGAGGAGCUUUCCUUGAGAAGAGUCAUCAAUACCAACGUAUACAAUUAAGUGGCCGUGGAAAUAGUUCCCCCCUAUUUCCCUAUUCGCUUGCAAAAAAAAAAAAGUAAUUUUACAAAAGAAAGAAGAAUAAAAAAAAAAAAAAUUCUUGAAGGUGCCGACCGAUGGGUGAGGGAUCCCCCGCUGUGACGAUGGCUACUCACCACCUGAACAUUUCAAAUCGCUAAAGGACACUGCACCACAGCAGAAGAAAGAAAUAUAAUAAAGUGCUGGAACAUCGCUCUCUUUUUUCUGCAAUAAGUUUUCCUAAACGGGGUAUACGAAGAGCGAAGUAUAAAUUGACAUAGACAUCGCCACCUUUUUUUUUCCUUGUGGGCAUCCAUAUUGUCCCCCCUCUCUUUUGAUUUUGAAACGGAAGAAAAAAGAAAAAACAGCUCCUGUGGGACUCUACUAUAUACUGGAUCUCACCUCUUUUUUCGCAUAUUUUAAUUUUUUUUUUUCGUGUCGGGAAAAGAAGAAAUUCUCAAAGAAGCUGGGGCAUCAACAUCAGAAAAGCAAAAAAUCUUAACUGCUGCUGGGAGUUCUUGAACGAAAUAAGAAAAUAAAGAAGAGAGAGAGACGUUCUUAAAAGUCCGGUGUAUAGUAGCCGAUCCUAAAUCUCGCGUGGCUGACGACAACACGACGCCACUCACAGGUUAAUAGGACUGUGUUUCAACCCAAACAACAACAACAACACCAGGUCUAAAAGAAACACACACACAGAAAAAAAGGGAGGCGUGAAUAUUCCGGGAGCUCCAAGUUCGAGAUUCACCUGUGAGGACAUAACGAGCGAAUAAACCAGCAAAAAGACACGAAAGGAAAAUGCCCAGCUCAACAUUGCAACUCAUCCAGGCCAGCGAGCCGAAAUACAUGGGACAGAUAUUGGCGACGCUGGCCGUGUCGUUGGGGCCGUUCGCCGCUGGAUUGGGCAAAGGUUACAGUUCGCCCGCACUGGCAUCGCUGCAAAGUCUCAAUGCCGUUCACCAACAUCAUCACCAACAUCAGCAGAGGGGCCACUGGGGCGGAGGAGGAAACAGUUCGGCACCCAUUCGAGCCAUGGCCGGCGGUGGAUUCAGCGUUUCUAAUCAGGAAGGCUCGUGGAUUGCCAGCUUGUCGCUGCUGGGCGCAUUAUUCGGCGGCCCUUUGGGCGGCGUGGCCAUGCGUUACGGACGCAAACGCACUUUGCUGGCCGUCGCCAUCCCUUUCAGUUUCUUUUGGCUGUUGACCGUCUUCGCCAACAGCGUUGCCAUGAUGUACGUAACAGCAUUCGGAUGCGGCUUCUGUUCGGCCAUCGUCCUGCUCGUCUCGCACGUCUACAUCAGCGAAAUCGCAUCGCCCGAAAUCAGGGGAGGACUGUGCGCCCUGGCCAAAAUGGCCAGUCACGUCGGCUUGCUGGUUAGCUUCAGCCUGGGCGCUUACCUGGACUGGCGGAGGUUAGCCAUGGUCGUAACGGCAGCUCCUUUAACUCUUCUCAUCGCCGCAUUCUACGUGCCGGAAACGCCGAGUUGUUUAUCGUUGCGCGGACGCGAGGACGAAGCGGCCGAAUCGCUGCAAUGGCUGCGCGGCGAAGAGACGGACGUCCGUCAAGAAUGGAACACCAUCCAGGCCAACGUCAGGAAACAAAAAGCGCCGUGUUCUUUAUCUUCAGCGCUUUCGUCGACGUCUUCCGGAGCGGCGGCUGCCGCGGCCGCCGCCGUGGCCGCUGCAACAUCCGACGGCCUCCCGUCUCUAAUCAAAACCGGCACGCCGUUGUGGAAGCAAAAAAGACUUUUACGUCCAGUAUUGACCACUUGCGGCGUGAUGCUGUUCCAUCGCAUGUCCGGCGCCCACGCCUUCAAUUUCUACGCGGUGCCCAUUUUCCGCGCCUCUUUCGCCGGAAUGGAUCCGCACGGAGCCGCCGUCAUCGUGGCUUUCGUCCAGCUUUUAGCGUCAAUCACAUCGGGCCUGCUGGUGGACACGAUCGGACGCCUACCGCUGCUCAUUGCCAGCAACCUGUUCAUGACGCUGGCCCUGGCCGCUUUCGGCACCUUCAUCUACAUGGAAGGCGGAUCUCUGGUGCAUUCCAUCGCAUCCGCCGGCCUUCAGUCCAACGCCAAUUCUCAAUUGGAUUGGAUCCCGUUGGUGUGCGUCCUCAUUUUCACGGUGGCCUUUUCCAUCGGAGUGGGACCGAUCGCGUGGCUGCUCAUCAGCGAACUUUAUCCGCUGGAAUAUCGCGGCGUCGGUGGCGCCAUCACCAGCUGCUUCUCGUACGCGUGCGCCUUCGUCAGCGUCAAGACGUUCGUCGAUUUGGAGUCGGCGUUCGGCCUUCACGGCGCCUUCUGGAUCUACGCCAUCGUUUCGCUACUCGGAUUGGCUUUCGUCCUCGUCUUUGUGCCGGAAACUCGCGGCCGCGGCCUCGAUGAGAUGACCGACUCAACGGCAGAUGCCAACCUCGUUAUCCGUAAGAAUCCUACGUGAUUGUCCGUGUGAUUGUACGUCACGAAAAUCCUUUUUCCUAACUGGAAAUAGAUGUAGCAAAAAAAAAUGAGCGUCCAUCUUUUUGGCUUGAAUUUUAGUUUUUUGUUUGUUUUUUUCAAACAACUCGUGUGCAAUUCAAUUUUUGGAAAUGUUGUGUCAUUUGUAUCGUUUGUUAUCUACGUAUCGGUGUACACAUUUACAUAAAGAGGCAAACCAAACGAAACAUGUUUUUUUUUUUAAAUAAUGGAAAACAAACAACAACAAAAAAAUGAGUUUCACGUUUGUUUUCGAUAGCGGAAUGGCUUUGCAUUGACUUUGGCGGUUGGUUUCAAUGACUAUAAUAAAUCUGAUACUUUGAUGAUUGUAUUUGUACGCCUGUCCUUUCUUGUUCCUUCUCCCCAUUUGCAAAUAUUUAUAUAAUAAAUAACUUGUCUGUUAUGUAUAAAAUAGUUGUUGAAAUUCUGACGCAACCUGUUGUACAUUGUCGACACAAAAGAAAUACAAACAUGGUGAUCGAAAAAAAACAAGAAAAACCAGGAAUUAAUAGAAAAUCUUCCAUGACCGUA
Messenger RNA from Daphnia magna, 3599 nucleotides. Its product is annotated as facilitated trehalose transporter Tret1. The coding region runs from base 1399 to 3033 and encodes 544 amino acids. Gene Ontology annotation, biological process: transmembrane transport. The transcript has 4 exons. Gene Ontology annotation, cellular component: membrane. The record is from RefSeq and is a predicted model, not a curated record. Gene Ontology annotation, molecular function: transmembrane transporter activity. Lineage: Eukaryota; Metazoa; Arthropoda; Branchiopoda; Diplostraca; Daphniidae.